GACGGUCCAUUCCAUCGUGCUGUACUGCGAAAGCGGUACCUCGAGACGCGUUCGGUUUCCUCGGCGAUCCUCUCGCGCACUUUGUGAGUGUUUCAAGUGCAAGAGCAAGCUUCGGAGGAGUUGCGGCGGUCGCAAGGAUGCGCUUUCUUCGGAGGCGGCACCACAUGUCGCCGCUGAUCCUCUUCGUAUUCGUCACAUCCUGCAGCAGCGUCCUCGGCAGACACCGCAUCCGGCACCACCGGGACCGCUUCAAACGGCAGCAGGGCGAGCACUUGUACCUGGCUGGUAGUUACGUGUACGAGGGCGGCCAAGGGCCGGAUCUGGGCCCUUGGUCCGACUGGUCCUCCCCCAGUCCUUGCUCGCGGUCCUGCGGGGGCGGCGUGUCCACCGAGACGCGGCAGUGCACCCCAGGGUACACGUGCCAAGGGCCUACCAGCCGACAUUUCUCAUGCAACACUCAGGAUUGUCCGGAUAUCGGGGACUUCAGGGCUCAGCAAUGCGGGGAAUUCGAUAGUGUGCCCUUCAACGGGGUGCUCUACCAGUGGAUUCCGUACACGAAGGCGCCUAAUCCGUGCGAGCUCAACUGCAUGCCACGCGGGGAGAGGUUCUAUUACAGGCACAGGGACCGGGUGGUGGAUGGUACGAGGUGCAACGACGAGAACCCGGAUGUGUGCAUCGAAGGGAAAUGCCAACCAGUGGGGUGCGACAUGAUGUUGGGUUCACCGGCUCGGGAAGAUCGCUGUAGGAUUUGUGGAGGCGAUGGUAGUACGUGUAAGACGGUGACGGGGCGUCUGGAUAUGCAAGACCUCCAAGUGGGAUACAACGACAUUCUUUUGAUACCAGGGGGCGCUACGAACAUUCUAGUUGCAGAAGUCGCACCUUCCAAUAAUUAUCUGGCGGUUCGGAACACCUCAGGUCACUACUACCUCAACGGGAACUGGCGGAUAGAUUUCCCCAGGUCGAUGGACUUCGCCGGGUGCAGGUUCCUCUACGAGAGAAACCCUCAAGGGUUUUCAGCCCCUGAUAGAAUAAGUUGCUUGGGACCUAUAGACGAGCCCCUCUUCAUUGUGAUGUUGUUCCAAGACCGCAACGUUGGCGUAGACUACGAAUACAGUCUUCCGACUAACAUCCAACCUGGCUACGAAACGGAAACCUACGCCUGGACUUUCGACCAGUUCACGACUUGUAGCGCGACGUGCGGCGGAGGUAUCCAACACCGAAACGUAACCUGCGCCGGUCGCAAGACCCUAGAGCCCGCCGACGAUAGCCUCUGCGACGUCAACAACAAACCAGCCACCAGUCAAAAGUGCGCGGAGAUCGCGUGCGAAGCCCAGUGGACGCCGUACCCUUGGGGCAACUGCUCGGCUCCGUGUGGCGAUGGCGGUGUUCAAACCAGAGAGAUCGCCUGCCAGCAGAUCAUCUCCAAUGGGUACCCGUCUCUGGUAGACGAAUCCGAGUGUCUUAAAACAGGAGCUAAACCUCCCCAGCAACAAGUUUGCAACAAGGGUAGGAUUUGUUCGAAGUGGCACGCUGGGCCGUGGAAACCCUGUGACCACUUGUGUGGUGACGGCAAAGAAAAACGUCAAGUGGUUUGCUACCGGAAGGAGAACGACAAGAUUGUGGUUGUGGACGAUUCGGAGUGUACCGCAAUCGAAGAGAAGCCCGAGAGUGAAAGAAAGUGCAAUUUAAGGCCUUGUGAGGGUGUCGACUGGAUUAAUUCCGUAUGGAGUGGGUGUGACAAGUGUGGGUUGACCAAUGAGACACGGAAAGUUAAGUGUGCUACGGCUGCCGGACAAGUGUACCCAGACGAUUUAUGCGACGCCGAACGAAAACCAGAGAUGGUACGACAGUGCAAUGGAACUAAGGCACAGUGUGACUAUAACUGGUAUGCGUCGCAGUGGAGCGAGUGUUCUGCUCAAUGUGGACAAGGUGUACAAACUCGUACUUUGUUCUGCGGACUCGUCACUGAAGGUGGUACCGUUAAAAAAGUCGAAAACGAAAAGUGUGACUCUAACAAGACCUACGAAACCAUCAGGAACUGUACCGGGGAGGUGGAAAAGUGUCCAGGGGAAUGGUACAGCGGCCCCUGGACCGACUGCUCCAAACCUUGUGGAGGUGGCGAAAGAAGCAAGAAAGUGGUUUGUUUGAAAGACUUCCAGGUCGUUGACGCUUCUCAGUGCAGCCCAGACACGAUUAUCUUCAGCAAGGAAGAAUGCAACUCACAACCUUGUUCCGAAGACACUAUCAUCCCAACUGACGUCACCAAGUCGGUCGACGAAUCAGAAUCUAAAGAAUUCACUACGUCGGUUGACAUAGAAUCCACGCCAAGCGACAAAGAAAAACCGGACGAGUACGAAAUUGUAGAAUCUGAUGAGUGUGACGACGGCGAAUGGGUGGAACAAGAAGCGGAACCGGCGGCCCUUAAAGUCUCAGCGCCGGCUGCCCUCAAAGCAAGGGCACCAGCCGCCCUCAAAGAAGCCACCAAGGCGCUGGGUGACGAUAAACUGGGUGCGAGUACCGAAUCGAGUGUGACCGGUUGGUCGAAAGAAACCGACUUGUCGAUGGACGAUCUCAUGCUCAGUGAUGCUCCGUCUUCCCCAGGAGGCGGCGAAGACACCGAAGUUGCGGGUUCGGGUGAUCAGGAACUUACAAGUGUGCCGGGUGAUUCUGAAGGUACUACUUCCGCUAUGGAGUCCACGGUGGAAGGAUCUGGGGAUACCGAACCCUGGACAAUUGAAACUGAUGUCCCGAUAGAACCAGAAAAGGCGUCUAGUUUGGGAAGUCAACCACCUGGAGAAGAAGUGACCACAGUAAGUGAGCCCGAAGGAACUGAAAUUAGCGACAAGAGUUCUGAGCAAACAACAGCGGCUAGUGAUGAAUCGACAGAGUCUUCUGGUGUUACUGACGUGUCGGCUCCUGCUUCGUCAGAGUCCCCGGAAGUUACAACCGAUUCGUCAAUAGUGUCUUCUGUUUCAUCGGACGUAACGACUUCGGAAGAAGCUGAGUCGGGCGGAACGACGGAACUGUCUGAAUCCGAAGGUACGACGGAAUUAUCCGAAUCCGGAGCUACGACAGAACCGUCUGAAUCCAUAGCCACGUCUUCAGAGGUAGCGUCUGAAAGUUCAGCCAUUGUUAGUUCUUCCGAGUCUAGUACGUCUUCAGAUGUUGAUGAAACAACAGACACUGAAGCUACUGAAGAUACAGACAGUACUGAUACAACCGUGACGACAGAAACUAGUGAAACGAGCGAAAGCAGUGAAGCUACAGAAAGCAGUGUAAGCACGGAAAGUACAAGUGCCGAAGAAACCGACGUCACGGAAAGUACCGAAGUCACUUCUUCGCAAAGUUCUGAAAGCGAAUCGUCGUCUGUGGAGUCAGUCACUGAUAGCAGCUCGUCCACUGAUGUGUCUGAAAGUAGUGAAGCAACUUCAGAGUCUGCUUCAGCGGUUACAGAAGUUACAACAGAAGAAGCGGGUGUGGCAACCACAAGUGAGAAAACGGAAGACUCAGGCGAAGUGUUCAUUGGAGAAUCAGAUCUUGGAUCUGAAAGGGAAACAACCAAGGCUCCUACGACGCAAGGUAGCACGGAGGAAAUUUCGAGCACCACUGAAGGCAUGGCAUCGUCUGAAAGUGCAAUCAGUUCUGAAGUUACCACCGAACAAGUUGAAAGUACGGAAAGUAGUACUGUUGGUGAAAUUAGUUCGGAGGUUGCUACCGAAACUCCUGAAAGCUCUGAAACACCUGUCGUGUCUUCAGAAGCACCUGUUGUGUCUUCAGAAGCACCUGUAGUGUCUUCAGAAGCACCGGAAGCAACAACUGAAGAAGGUGUGACUACUGAAGAAACCACUGAAGGACGUGUGACGACUGAAACAGCCACCGAAGAAGGUGCUACUACUGAAGCAGUCACCGACGUUUCAGCUAAAGCGGAAUCUCCGGAACCUACCACUGAAAUUUCGGCUGGUACUGAAGCAACGGAAAUCGACAUUUGGUCGUCGACCACUGAAAGCGGUGUUACUGAAGAGAGCACUGAACUGUGGGAAACCACUCCCUUGGUGGAAAUUUUGAAACCCACGAAACACAAAAUGUGUAAGAGAAAGAAACAAAAGACUUGUAAGGAGACAAUGUAUGGAUGCUGUUGGGACAAAAUUACUCCAGCUGAAGGACCUUUCGACAAAGGUUGCCCUAACCCUAAAACCUGCAAAGAAUCCAAGUACGGUUGUUGCGAGGACGAAGUUUCCCCCGCUUUUGGACCCGACUUCAAAGGGUGUCCUGAGACGCAUUGUAACGAAACGUUGUUUGGAUGCUGCCCUGAUAAUACAACCAUCGCCGAGGGUAACGAUGAUGAAGGUUGUCCACCACCACCUCCGGCUUGUACGUUGUCUGAAUACGGUUGCUGUAAGGACAACGUCACUGAAGCGCAAGGAGCUAACUAUAAAGGUUGCGAAGAAGAAGAGGAGGAGAAAGAAUAUAGUACUACGAUUUCGAGUACCACAGAGUGGGAAGGGGAAGAUUGCAAUAACUCUACGUUUGGUUGUUGCCCCGACGGCUUCGAAGCCGCCGAGGGUGAAUUCUACCAAGGCUGCAACAUCACCGACUGCAACGAAGCCUUCUUCGGUUGUUGUCCAGACGGUGUUACACCAGCUGAAGGCUCAAAUUACGAAGGCUGCAGAAUGCCGUGCUCUGACAAUCCAUUCGGUUGUUGCCCUGACAAAAUCACUCCAGCACACGGCCCCAGCGGUGAAGGCUGCUGUCUUGCAAGCCCACAUGGCUGUUGCCCAGACAACAUACUUCCAGCCAGAGGACCCAAUCUUGAAGGCUGCGGCUGUCAAUACUCACCUUAUAGGUGUUGUCCGGACAACGUUACAGCAGCUAGAGGUCACAACAACGAAGGUUGUGGGUGCCAAUACACCGAACAUGGUUGCUGUCCCGACGAAUACACCCCAGCGGCUGGUCCCGACUACCAAGGCUGCCUCUGUCACACAUUCCAGUUCGGGUGUUGUCCAGAUGGCCUCUCGGUGGCCAAAGGACCGCACCAGCAAGGUUGUGGGUGUCGAAACACCGAAUUUGGUUGCUGUACGGACGACAGGACUCCUGCUCAAGGUCCUGAUUUCGCAGGGUGCGGUUGCGAUUCCAGUAAAUUCGGGUGUUGUCCAGAUGGUAACACAGAAGCGACGGGUGAUAACUUUGAAGGUUGCGAAAUUGUUCCUGAAAAUUUGCAAGAGAGUUGUACCCAGCCGAAAGAACGAGGGUCCUGUCGCAACUACACUGUUAAGUGGUUCUUUGAUAUGGACUACGGUGGGUGUUCUCGGUUUUGGUACGGCGGCUGUGAUGGUAACGCCAAUCGGUUCAAAACUAAGGAGGAGUGUGAUGGUAUAUGCGUCAAACCUGAAGGACUUGACAGAUGCAAGCUUCCGAAGGUGCCUGGGCCGUGCGAAGGGUAUUAUCCGCAGUGGUUCUACGAUACGGAGAGGAAGCAUUGCGCACAGUUUAUCUAUGGGGGUUGUUUGGGUAACAAUAACAGAUUCGAGACCAGAGAGGAAUGUCUUGCUCUUUGCGUGAAGGACGACAGUGUUGACGCAUGUGAACAAGAGAAAGAUGAAGGACCUUGCAAAGGUAACUAUUUAAGGUGGUACUACGACAAAAACACCAAAACCUGUGGAGAAUUCAUCUAUGGAGGCUGCAAAGCCAACAAUAAUAAUUUCCCGACAGAGGAAGCCUGUAAGCAACAGUGUACCCAACCGGGUCGUAAAAAAGAUCACUGUUCUCUUCCGAGAGCUCAGGGUAAUUGCACGGGGAGGGAACCCAGAUGGUACUACGACAUUCCUGAAAAACAAUGCUUGCCGUUUUACUAUUCCGGUUGUAAUGGUAAUAACAAUAACUUCAACAGUAGAGAAGCAUGCGAAACUGAUUGCCCGAAGGAAAUUGAGAAAGAUUUGUGCCAACUGCCUGCCGAUAUCGGCACUUGCGGAACUUAUACCAGUCGGUGGUACUACGACACGAGGGAGAAAGGUUGUCGUCAGUUCUACUAUGGCGGUUGCGACGGAAACGGCAACAACUUUGAAACGCAAGAACAGUGUGAACAAAGAUGCGACAAGAGAGUACCAUCGCGAAUUACAGAACCACCGGAACCGCCUGGACCACCGGGACCGCCAGGACCGCCAGGACCACCAGGACCACCACAGCCGUCCGAAGAACCAUUCACCACAGCUUCGUGUUUCUUACCCAGCGAACCCGGGACUUGCCGAAUCGCGGAACUCCGCUACCACUAUGACAGUGGAGAUGGCGUCUGCAAACGUUUCACUUACGGCGGCUGCGGAGGCAACAAAAAUAACUUCGCCACGGUGGAUCAGUGCUUGCAACAUUGUGGCAACGCGCAAGAUCUGUGUAGGUUGCCUCAGGUCGUAGGCCCGUGCGAUGCGGAAUACGAGCAGUUCUACUACGACGCGAGUACCGAUACUUGCAACUCUUUCAUCUAUGGAGGCUGCGAAGGCAACUAUAACAGAUUCCCGGAUCGAGCGUCGUGCGAACAAAGAUGUAAGAGGACUCCGCCGACUAGGGAGGAACCUAUCCAGACGCAAGCACCUCCGGUACCCACAAUUCCCAGCAACGUCGCAAUGUGCUACGAACAAGCCGAUGCCGGAAACUGUACGGACACCCUUUCGGUCUUUUUCUACGACGCAGCCACCCGGGUGUGCACUCCUUUCACGUAUACAGGGUGCGGGGGUAAUGGUAAUCGCUUCGCCAGCGAGGAACAGUGCGAACGACAGUGCGGCAGCUUCCGGGGACAAGAUGUUUGCAACAUGUCGAGGGACAAAGGUCCGUGCAAGGGGUACUUCGUCAAAUACUACUACGACAAAGGAGCGGGCCGCUGCGGCCAGUUCGCUUACGGUGGCUGCGGAGGCAACGGCAACAGGUUCAGCUCGAACGAAGAGUGCGAGUCAAUCUGCGUAACGCACGAGGAGAAACGCACGAAUGUGACCAGUACCGUUGCCUGCGAAUUGCCUGUGGAUAAGGGUACUUGUCAGGAUGGGUACCAUAAGAGGUGGUACUUCGAUAAUGCACGUGGCGAAUGCAUAGCCUUCAUAUUCAGUGGUUGCGGGGGAAAUUUAAAUAAUUUUAAAACAUUCCAGUCUUGCGUUGAAUUCUGUAACGAUUAUUUGACAGUAACUCAAGCUCCGGCAGGUCCUCAAGAUCACCCGUGUCAAGCGCACUUCGACGAAUGCGCCACUUUGAGGUGUCCUUACGGCAUCGAGGCCUACGUGGACGACAACCAGUGCAACCGGUGCCAGUGCCAGAAUCCGUGUAGCAAGGUGGACUGUCCACGGGAGUCGCAGUGUGCUAUUGAUAUCAACCGCAACAGGACCAGCAGCCAGGACCCAGAUUUCAUUGCGAUUUGUCGAGAGAUUAAUAAACAAGGCCAGUGCCCGAGUUUGGAACGCCACGAGGAAGAUCAGUGCGAACAGGAAUGUAGAAACGACGCCGACUGUCCUCUGCACCUCAAGUGUUGCACCACCGGUUGUGGUACCUCGUGCGUGGAACCGGUGUCUCAAGUACCACCUGCAGAGUUGGUAACACAGUACGCACCGGUGUACACCGAAGCGCCCGUCCAAAGCGACUUUUCACCCCCGAAGAUUGACUUGGAAUCUUACGAACCGGAAGUUCAGGGGCUUUUUGGAGACCACGUCACUUUGAAGUGUGCGGUUACCGGUAAUCCCACACCCAGGAUAACUUGGAAGAAGGACGAUUUAUUGAUCGACGGCACUCAAGCUAAGUACAGGAUCAAGUUAGACCAAUCGCUUCAGAUCAUUACGCUUCAUAAGACUGACGCAGGAGUGUAUCUUUGUACUGCCGAAAAUAGCGUAGGUGAACCUUUAACGAAUCAAAUAAAACUGAACGUCAUCGACGGUCCUCACCGGCCUGCAACCGUACUGGAACCCGAGACUCUACCAAACGUUGUGGUGUCACUUAACGCUCCAGCAACCCUCAACUGUCUAGCAGUAGGCAAUCCCCUCCCUGCCGUAACCUGGUGGAAAGAUGACAGUCUUAUCCCUCUAAAAACUAGUCAGUUCGAAGUACGCAAAGACUAUUCCCUUCUCAUACAUUCCGUUAAAUUAACAAACCUUGGGAUCUAUACUUGUCAAGCUUACAACGGUGUGGGUAAAGCUGCUAGUUGGUCGGUCACCGUGAAGGCUAGAGGACCAUACCACAGCACGAACCCCAAAGACCAGAAGUUCCUAAAAUAUAUAGUGAAUCCACCUGAACUACCUACGACUGUGGCUCCUACUGUAGCCCAGCCUGUCUUUAGACCUACUCCUCCCCCUUACUUACCGCCUGCAAAUAACGAGAUUAAUCCGAACAGGGACACAGCACCUCAGGGACCUCCUAAUUUUGUGCCUGUGGAGACGAACAUCACGUCCGAGAGUCAACGGUUUCCAACGAACGCGGACAUUUCUCUCCCAUGUGUCGUGCAUGGGUACCCUAUGCCACAAGUCAAGUGGUACAAGGAUGGUAUCCCCAUUGUACCAUCUGAUCGGAUUCGCGUUUCAGACGAUCAUGUUGUGACGAUUUUGAAAGCUUCGAAGGCAGACUCUGGCGUUUACCAGUGUGAAGCCGCGAAUGCGUAUUCGACAGCAUCCAGCAGUGUUACGAUCCUGGUGGACGGAAUCUACAUCCACCCGAACUGCAAAGACAACCGGUUCUUUGCCAAUUGUGAUCUCAUCGUAAAGGCGAAGUUCUGUUCGCACAAAUACUACGCGAAGUUCUGCUGUAGGUCUUGCACAGAGGCAGGCUUGUUACCAGUGGAUGGGUCUCAUUUAUCCAGCAGUGAGAAGCAGACAGCACUCAUCAACAACUUAGUAUAAAUUUUUUAAAGCGUAUUUUAUUGCUAGUCUCAUACUUUGUUAAGAGUUACGGAAAGUAUUUUUUUAUUUGACUAACAAAAUUUAGGUUUUUAAGAACGUGUAUGCUUCGUCAAUUUUUUUUGUACUUAAUAUGUCGUCUGACUUCCACGUAAACAAUUGUAGAUAUAUUUUUACAGUGUGUGCAAUUUAUUGAUGUAACUCAUGUAUGUAUAUAAAAAUUACGUUAAUAUUUUUAUGACUUUUUAAUGUAAAAAUGUGUUCAUUACAUUGUAAAAUUGAAAAUUUUUAAUAUAAAUUUUUCACUGA
Messenger RNA from Zophobas morio, 9167 nucleotides. RefSeq names its product papilin (gene Ppn). The transcript is spliced from 30 exons. Gene Ontology annotation, cellular component: extracellular region; extracellular matrix. NCBI's taxonomy places the organism in Eukaryota, Metazoa, Arthropoda, Insecta, Coleoptera, Tenebrionidae. Gene Ontology annotation, biological process: proteolysis; extracellular matrix organization. Gene Ontology annotation, molecular function: metalloendopeptidase activity; serine-type endopeptidase inhibitor activity. The coding region runs from base 138 to 8861 and encodes 2907 amino acids. The record is from RefSeq and is a predicted model, not a curated record.